This is a messenger RNA of Paramecium tetraurelia, 447 nucleotides long. RefSeq lists its product as uncharacterized. The record is from RefSeq and is a predicted model, not a curated record. Lineage: Eukaryota; Ciliophora; Oligohymenophorea; Peniculida; Parameciidae. The transcript has 2 exons.
AUGAAGCUUAAAUAAUUUACAGAAGUAAUAACAGUCGUCAAAAUGAUAAUAUUUGAAGAUAUUUUAUUCUAGUAGCAAGCAUUGGAUAUGAAAUUCUCAUCGUAUCAUUUAAGAUAUAAAUUGAUUUAUUUAUUAUUUGCAAGGUAUAUGGUUAAGAGAAUGUGUGGAUAUUAAUAAAACAAAACCAUAAUUAAACAAUAUUUUUAUUAAUAUAAUAUGUAUUAAAUAUUCAGAACAAUCAAGAUGAUGAGACAUAUCAUUCGACCCAUAAGAUUUAGUGCACCUAUUGUGGCUACCAAUAACUACUUAAAUUUAUACAAUCUGAAUCAGUUUUAUCUGUCUCUCCUAAUUGAGACUAAUGAGGAGGAUGAAGAAUUUAUGUAAGUAAAACUAGAACCGAAUAUUCAUAGGUCAAUUAAGAAAGAGAAAUGUGUUGUCCAAAAUUGA